UCUGGCAGGGCGAGCACAUAGUUUUGAUGAAGGAGUCUGUGCUCUGGCAUAAAUGCAGGCCGAGUUGUGGAUAACUCUCUUGUGCCAGCUAUGUUUUGGAGAUGCUGCAUGAACGAGCCUCAACGCCACUUGCAUAACGCGAGUCAAGGCAAGCUCCAACCCCACAUCGAAUGCCCGCUCACCGCCAUCCACCUCUGCUUUCCCACGUUCGAGCAGACAACACACACAAACACACAAACUAGCCGUUCCUACACGCAGCAAACAUGGAUGAGAUCGCGCCCGAGUACGACGUCGUGGUCCUGGGAACAGGUCUCACAGAAUGCGUUCUUUCAGGUGUUCUCAGUGUGAAGGGCAAGAAGGUCCUCCACAUUGACCGCAACGACCACUACGGCGGCGAGGCCGCUUCCCUCAAUAUCGAGGCCCUCUUCAAGAGGUACGGACAGACCGCUGGCGAGCCAUGGAAGAAGUACGGCCGCGUCAACGACUGGAACAUCGACCUCGUCCCCAAGCUCCUGAUGGCCAACGGUGAACUCACCAACAUCCUCGUUUCCACCGACGUCACAAAGUACCUCGAGUUCAAGCAGAUCGCUGGCAGCUACGUUCAGCAGGGCGCUGCUACCAAGGCCACCGUCGCCAAGGUCCCCUCAGAUGCUGGCGAGGCGCUGCGCUCGCCGCUGAUGGGCCUGUUCGAGAAGCGCAGAGCCCGCAACUUCCUCGAGUGGGUUGGCGCAUACAAGACAGAUGACCCUGCUACACACAAGGGUCUCGAUGUCAAGAACGUCACCAUGAAGGACGUCUACGACAAGUUUGGACUGGAGGCCACAACCCGCGACUUUAUCGGCCAUUCCAUGGCGCUCUACCAGACUGACGACUACAUCAACCAGAAGGGUGCCGCCAACGAGGCCAUCGAGCGCAUCCGCCUCUACGUCAACUCCAUGGCGCGGUACGGAAAGUCCCCGUACAUCUACCCUCUGUACGGCUUGGGCGAGCUUCCUCAGGGCUUUGCCCGUCUCUCGGCCAUCUACGGUGGUACAUACAUGCUCAACACCGACGUCGACGAGUUCCUCUACGACGGCAGCAAGGUCGUUGGUAUCAAGGCCACCAUGAAGGAGAAGGAUGAUGCUGGCCCAGGCAUGAAGUUCGAGACCAAGGCCAAGAAGAUCCUCGCAGAUCCCUCAUACUUCCCGGGCAAGGCGCGCGUCACUGGACACCUGCUCAAGGCCAUCUGCAUUCUUAACCACCCCAUCCCCAACACAGACAACUCCGACUCGCUGCAACUGAUUAUUCCCCAGUCGCAGGUUGGCCGCAAGAACGAUAUCUACAUUGCCGUCGUCUCGUCCGCCCACAACGUCUGCCCCAAGGGCUACUACAUCGCUAUCGUCUCGACCAUCGCCGAGACAGACGCCAACCACCACCUCGAGCUCCAGCCCGGUCUUGACCGCCUCGGCAAGAUUGAGGAGCAGUUCAUGGGCCAGCCCAUCCCUCUGUACGAGCCACUGGAGAGCGGCAGCAACGACAACAUUUUCCUCUCGAAGAGCUACGAUGCCACAAGCCACUUCGAGACCACAACAGACGACAUCAAGGAUAUCUACCAGCGCGCAGAGGGCCACGAGCUUGUUGUUGAAGGUCUGAGGGAUGGACAGUUCAAUGUCGAGGCAUAGAUCAAGGUGGACUUUGGGAGACGGGAAGAAUAGCAAGCGGCCGUUUUGGAAUACCAGAUCAUUGACAGACACUUGGGACAUGCAGUGCAAGAUGCGCGGCCGUGUUGCGGAGAGGAGGUUUCCGUUUUGGGCGAUGGUCCCUCGAACUUCAAACCCCACACACGACCGCAACUUGAAAGCUUUUUGAGCCCAGACAGCUACCCAUAUGCUCUGACG
Didymella exigua CBS 183.55 is the source of this 1877-nucleotide messenger RNA. Its product is annotated as rab GTPase activator. The transcript has 7 exons. Lineage: Eukaryota; Fungi; Ascomycota; Dothideomycetes; Pleosporales; Didymellaceae. Gene Ontology annotation, cellular component: cytoplasm. Gene Ontology annotation, molecular function: Rab GDP-dissociation inhibitor activity. The record is from RefSeq and is a predicted model, not a curated record. Bases 264 to 1661 code for a protein of 465 amino acids. Gene Ontology annotation, biological process: small GTPase-mediated signal transduction; vesicle-mediated transport; protein transport.